GUACCAGAGUGCAAAUUUACCCUGCACCAAGAUUUAUACUCCAUUUGCAUCGUUUCCACAGCCUUGUGUUAAAUUCGAUUGAGAUUUCGCGGGGGAACAAGCCGAAGCAGCUUCUUUUGUUUGGUAGUAAAAUGUAAAAACGGUGCAAGGGACGGGACGGCGGGGAUGGUGAAUUGAUAAUUCAAUACUAAUACAUGAACGCAAGAUGCUUAUAAUCCUGCGUUCCGGCUCUAGCCAGCGGGCACGCUGGUGGCGUUCUACGCGCCACUACCGCAGCUUUCUAACUUGCGCCUCUUCUCCUCCUUCACCUCGUCUGGUUCGCCCCGAUAUCGAAUUUGUUACUACAAUUACAGCGAAUACCAGCACCUACUAGAAAAUCGACGUCGUUGAGGUCGGCCGUUGAACCUCCUUCACCAUGUCCAAGGCUCGAGUCUAUGUAGAUAUCAAUGUUCUCCGCCCCAAAGAGUAUUGGGAUUACGAGUCUCUGACCGUCCAGUGGGGUGAUCAGGAUGACUAUGAGGUUGUUCGGAAAGUUGGAAGGGGUAAAUACAGUGAAGUUUUUGAAGGAAUAAACACCACUAGCAAUGAACGCUGUGUCAUCAAGAUCCUUAAACCUGUCAAGAAAAAGAAGAUAAAGAGGGAGAUAAAAAUACUUCAGAAUCUCUGUGGUGGCACAAACAUUGUGAAGUUGCUUGAUAUUGUCAGAGAUCAACACUCAAAGACUCCUAGCUUGAUAUUUGAAUAUGUGAACAGUACGGAUUUUAAAAUUUUGUACCCCACGCUGACAGAUUAUGACAUUCGCUACUAUAUAUACGAACUCCUUAAGGCAUUAGAUUACUGCCAUUCUCAAGGAAUUAUGCAUAGGGAUGUCAAGCCUCACAAUGUUAUGAUAGACCAUGAGCUGCGGAAACUUCGCCUGAUAGAUUGGGGUCUUGCUGAGUUCUACCAUCCGGGAAAGGAAUACAAUGUCCGUGUAGCCUCAAGGUACUUCAAGGGGCCUGAACUUCUUGUUGAUCUUCAAGACUAUGAUUAUUCUUUGGAUAUGUGGAGUCUUGGCUGCAUGUUUGCAGGAAUGAUAUUUCGCAAGGAGCCAUUCUUUUAUGGUCAUGACAACCAUGAUCAGUUGGUCAAAAUUGCCAAGGUUCUGGGGACGGACGAAUUAAAUGCAUAUUUGAACAAAUAUCAUCUGGAGCUUGAUCCCCAACUUGACGCCCUUGUUGGGAGGCAUAGCAGGAAGCCUUGGUCCAAAUUUAUUAAUGCAGAUAAUCAACAUCUAGUUUCUCCAGAGGCCAUUGAUUUUCUGGAUAAACUACUCCGCUAUGAUCACCAGGACAGGUUUACCGCAAGAGAAGCAAUGGCCCAUCCUUAUUUCUUGCAAGUGAGAGCUGCAGAGAAUAGCAGGGUGAGAACUCAGUAAACUCUGCAUCUUGAGGAUUUCAUUCAGCAUAAAUGUAAGGUAGGUGCCAUUAAUUUAUGAGUUGCCUCCUUACAUGUUUUAUACUAUUAGUUGCUGUGUUCCAGUUUUAAGCAGUUGUAUUUGACAUACAAGGUUAAUGAUACUAGUAGUUACACAAAUUUUAUGUUGUAUAUCUGCAUGGUAUUCGGGCUGUUUGAGAGGCUAUAUGUUGUAUUUUUACAUGUUUUUUACACAGUUUUUAACAGUUAAUUACAAUCUAUCGUUAAUACUAAAUUACUAAUAUAAUUGUGGCUUUGGAUA
This is a messenger RNA of Nelumbo nucifera (sacred lotus), 1717 nucleotides long. RefSeq names its product casein kinase II subunit alpha-2. Gene Ontology annotation, biological process: regulation of cell cycle; peptidyl-serine phosphorylation; peptidyl-threonine phosphorylation. Gene Ontology annotation, cellular component: protein kinase CK2 complex; nucleus; cytosol. Gene Ontology annotation, molecular function: ATP binding; protein serine/threonine kinase activity. The record is from RefSeq and is a predicted model, not a curated record. Lineage: Eukaryota; Viridiplantae; Streptophyta; Magnoliopsida; Proteales; Nelumbonaceae.